GUUCGCACGAAAAUGACAUCAGGGUUUCCUUCUCUCGAAAGAAAGAAGAUCGGUGGCAAACACGUUAGGAAACUUACCCCUUUCUCCUUAGCGGGAACCAACCCAACCCAUCUUCCUUCGUUCGAAUUCCAUCUCCAAUUCGAAAAAUAGAAGAGGGUACGCGCACAGGAAAGAAAACCCAAACGAAAAAUAAAGCAUUUUCAACGAUUUGAAUCAUUGAAAUUUCAGAGUUCUUGAAGAAAAUCGAUGGAAGAUCAUCGACCCAGAAGACAAUCUUUGAAAAACCAUCAUCCUGAUUGGAAAGAUAAGCUUCGGCAGAACUGUUUGAAGAGGGUUCAAGAAGAUCGAGCUCACUUGCUUUGGAAAGUCAGGUCAACUGAGAAACCGGCUCCGAGUCAAAAGGGAAUUGUGGAAUCUGCUUUGUGGAACAUAGUUUCGGACGAACUGAAGAAGAUUAAGCAAUCGUCUUUGAAUGACUGCUCAGGAAUUUCGAUAUCUGACACUGAUGAUGCUAUAUGGGAAUUUGAUGGUUUGCACAUGACCUCUGUAUCAAGUGAAAGCGAAUGCGUAGAUUUAUUGAUAGAAAUGGAAAAGGCUCUUCAUGAAGAUUUAAAAGAAGAAUUGUGCAGAAGAGAGCUAGAGAUUAUUGAAAAAACUCUCGCAGAAGAAGAUGAGUACUUAGCCCAGGCAGUUUAUGAACAAAUGAAACUUGGCAAUGGCCAGGUUGGCAAGGACGACAGGGUUUGGUGUCCCAUCUGUAAGCAAGGAGAUUUGAGAGAGAAUCAUUAUCUUAUUUACUGUACUUGUUGCAAGCUUCAGAUCGAUGUCCAAAGCGAUAAGGUGAAUUUGGAUUUUUUGCGGGUUCGGUUGGCUGAAUCCCACAUGGAACAUCUUGAUAGAGGAUGCAGAGCAACACCCAACUUUUGCAUGGAGACCUUGUUCAAUCUAACUGCAUUGUACAUCAAGUGUCAAACCUGCAGUACAUUUGAAAUUGUAGUCUAACUUAUUUCCUCUCAUGUUUUUUUUUUUUUUGUAACUCAUGGAUCCAGGCCGUCUGUUAGGAUGGCCCAAAACUGAAUGUUUGAACCAUGCAAAAAGUAGCCCAAUAUGUCCAUUAGUUGGAUAGUGAAUACAAUUCUGGUCAAAUUCCUUUGACUUCUUAAGCUGAAAUUGUAUCAGCGGUCUAAUUAAUGGAUAUUGUAGGCAACUUUUUGUGUGGUUUAGAGCAUCCAAUUAAUCAGGUUUGGGCAAUGGGCUUCCAAGAAGUGGCCGUUGCAAUGGACGGCCCGGAUCAAUGAGCACUUUCACUGGUGUCUGUUAAUGAAGGUCAAUUUUCUUCACCAACGACAGUGAGGGUUAAGAAAGAGUAAGUUCCAACUUUGCAAGACGUUCUUUACUAAAUUGUACUGCAGUUUUCUCUUUCUUUUCAUAAAUUGUAUUAUUAAAAUUUUAUUUUUGUGCAACUCAAAGAGGUGAAUGGUUUUGUACCAAUUUUCUUGACAUAUCUGUAGAUUGAUUUGGGCAUAAGAUAUGUAUUCUCUUUGGAUUCAAGUCAA
This is a messenger RNA of Magnolia sinica, 1556 nucleotides long. RefSeq lists its product as uncharacterized. Gene Ontology annotation, biological process: protein import into nucleus. Gene Ontology annotation, cellular component: nucleus. Bases 247 to 1002 code for a protein of 251 amino acids. The transcript has 7 exons. Lineage: Eukaryota; Viridiplantae; Streptophyta; Magnoliopsida; Magnoliales; Magnoliaceae. The record is from RefSeq and is a predicted model, not a curated record.